GCCCCGCGGCGGCCGAUGGUCCGCGCAGCGCCGCCGCCCCCCGCCCGCCCCGCGCCCCCCGGGCAGAUGGCGCGGCGGGCCCCGGGCCGGCGGGGCGGGAGUUCGCCGGCACCGCCGCCGCGGCCGCUGCUGGCGCUGCUGCUGCUGCUCCUGCUGGGCCCCGCCGCGGCCGCCGCCGCCGGCGAGGAGGCGGCGGUGGCGGUGCCCAAGGAAUGCGACAAGCCGUGCGCCAACGGCGGGCGGUGCCAGCCCGGCACCGGGCAGUGCGAGUGCCAGCCGGGAUGGGUGGGCGACCAGUGCCAGCACUGCGGGGGGAGGUUCAGACUCACUGAACCUUCGGGGUACGUCACGGAUGGGCCUGGGAAUUACAAAUACAAGACAAAAUGCACCUGGCUCAUUGAAGGAAGGCCAAACACAAUCCUCAGGCUUCGGUUCAACCACUUUGCCACGGAGUGCAGCUGGGACCACUUGUAUGUGUAUGAUGGAGACUCCAUCUAUGCUCCCUUACUGGCAGCUUUCAGUGGUCUCAUUGUCCCUGAGAAGGACAGCAAUGAAACAGUCCCUGAAGUUGUGGCUACUUCUGGAUAUGCUCUCCUCCAUUUCUUCAGUGAUGCUGCCUAUAACCUCACGGGCUUCAACAUCACCUACAAUUUCAAUAUGUGUCCCAACAACUGCUCUGGCCGGGGGGAAUGCAAACUCAACAGCAGCACCAAGGCCCUGGAAUGUGACUGUGCCAAAUACUGGAAGGGGGAAGCCUGUGACAUUCCCUACUGCACCGAGGACUGUGGGGCUCCUGAGAGGGGCCACUGCAACAGCAAUGACUCCAAGACCUGUCUGUGCUCCCCAGGCUGGCAAGGUCCUGGCUGUUCAAUUCCUGUUCCUGCAAACCAGUCCUUUUGGACCCGGGAGGAAUAUUCUCUUCCCAAACUUCCCAGAGCAUCCCACAAAACUGUCAUCCAUGACAACAAGAUGUGGAUUGUUGGGGGCUAUGUCUUCAAUCACUCUGACUCUCAGAAGGUUUUAGCGUAUGAUCUUAUUUCUGAGGAGUGGCUUCCCCUGAACAACUCUGUGAACUCGGUAGAGAUGAGAUAUGGUCAUUCCUUGGCAUUACACGAGGACAACAUCUACAUGUAUGGAGGGAAGAUUGAUGCCACGGGGAACGUGAGCAGCCAGCUGUGGGUGUUCCACAUCUCCAACCAGAGCUGGGCCCAGGUGGCUCCCAAGGCCAAGGAGCAAUACGCCGUGGUGGGACACUCGGCCCACAUCGUCACCCUGCGGGACAACAGCACCGUCAUGCUGGUCAUCUUUGGCCACUGCCCCCUCUAUGGCUACAUCAGCAACGUGCAGGAGUACAACCUGGUGACAAAUACCUGGAGCAUUUUACAGACCAGUGGAGCUUUGGUGCAGGGGGGGUAUGGCCACAGCAGCGUUUAUGAUCCCAACACCAGAUCCAUUUACAUCCAUGGGGGUUACAAAGCCUUCAAUGCCAACAAGUACAGGCUGGCAGAUGAUCUGUACAAAUAUGAAGUCGAUUCCCGGAUGUGGACCAUCCUGAAGGACAGCCGCUUUUACCGCUACCUGCACACGGCCGUGGUGGUGAGCGGGACCAUGCUGGUGUUUGGAGGGAACACCCACAACGACACCUCCAUGAGCCACGGGGCCAAGUGCUUCUCCUCGGAUUUCAUGGCCUAUGACAUCGCGUGCGAUCGAUGGUCGGUCCUUCCCCGCCCGGGGCUCCACCACGACGUGAACAGGUUUGGACACUCGGCUGUGCUGUACAACAGCACCAUGUACGUCUUUGGAGGCUUCAACAGCCUCCUGCUGAGUGACAUCCUGAAGUUCACCCCCGAGAGAUGUGAGGCUUUUGCCAACGAGUCGUCCUGCCUGCGGGCAGGGCCCGGGGUCAGGUGUGUGUGGGCUCCCAACCCUCCCCGCUGCAUCCCGUGGGAAAACGCCACCCUGGAGCAGCAGCAGAAGGUCUUUGAAGACUGUCCUCCCAAGCCAGUUGUAGACAAUGAAAAAUGUGAUCAGAUUACAGACUGCUACAGCUGUACAGCCAACACCAACAGCUGUCAGUGGUGCUCUGACCAGUGCAUCCCAGCACACAACAACUGCACAGAGGAGCAGGUUCCUAUUACUCUCUAUGACAAUUGUCCCAAGGAUAAUCCUGCUUAUUACUGUAACAAAAAGACAAGCUGUAAAAGCUGUGCCAUGGAUCAAAACUGCCAGUGGGAGCCCAGGAAUCAGGAGUGCAUUGCUUUGCCAGAAAACAUCUGUGGAACAAACUGGCACUUGGUUGGCAACUCCUGCCUGAAGAUCACCAAUGCCAAGGAGACCUAUGACCAUGCCAAGCUGUCCUGCAGGUCCAACGGUGCUCUGCUGGCUUCCCUCACCACCCAGAAGAAGGUGGAUUUUGUCCUGAAGGAGCUGCAGAAGAUCCAGUCCUCGCCCAAAACUUUGACUCCGUGGGUCGGCCUGAGGAAAAUCAACGUGUCCUACUGGUGCUGGGAAGACAUGUCCCCUUUCACUGACACCUUGGUCCAGUGGCUUCCCCAGGAACCCAGUGAUGCUGGGUUUUGUGUCUAUUUAGCUGAGCCAUCCCAGCAGGGCUUGAAGGUGGCGACGUGUAUCGACGAGCUCAACGGCAGCAUCUGCGAAAGGCCAGCCAACCACAGUGCCAAGCAGUGCCGCACCCCCUGUGCCCUGCGCUCGGCCUGCGGGGAGUGCACCAGCGGCAGCUCCGAGUGCAUGUGGUGCAGCAACAUGAAGCAGUGCGUGGACUCCAACGCCUACGUGGCCUCCUUCCCCUACGGCCAGUGCAUGGAGUGGUACACCAUGAGCAGCUGCCCCCCUGAGAACUGCUCAGGCUACUGCACGUGUGCUCACUGCCUGGAGCAGCCUGGCUGUGGGUGGUGCACGGAUCCCAGCAACACCGGGAAGGGCAAGUGCAUGGAAGGCUCUUUCCGGGGUCCCGUCAGGAUGCCGAGCCCGUCCACGGCCGGGAAGCAGAGCCUGGAGCCCGUCCUCAAUGUCAGCAUGUGCCCUGUGGAGAACAGCUACAGCUGGUCCUUCAUCCAGUGCCCAGCCUGCCAGUGUAAUGGGCACAGCAAGUGUGUCAAUGAGAGCAUCUGUGAGAAAUGUGAGAACCUGACAACAGGCAAACACUGUGAAACUUGUAUUUCUGGCUACUACGGGGAUCCCACCAACGGGGGGACGUGUCAGCCCUGCAAGUGCAACGGCCACGCGUCCGUCUGCAACACCAACACCGGCAAGUGCUUCUGCACCACCAAGGGGAUAAAAGGAGAUGAGUGUCAGCUGUGUGAAGUCGAAAACAGAUAUCAGGGAAAUCCUCUCAAAGGAACGUGUUACUACACUCUCCUCAUCGACUAUCAGUUCACCUUCAGCCUGUCCCAGGAGGACGAUCGUUACUACACCGCAAUCAACUUUGUGGCCACGCCUGAAGAGCAAAACAGAGACCUGGACAUGUUCAUCAAUGCAUCCAAAAACUUCAACCUCAACAUCACUUGGUCCACAAGUUUUGCAGCUGGCACACAGGCAGGGGAGGAAAUUCCAGUUGUUUCCAGAACCAAUAUAAAAGAGUACAAGGACAGUUUCUCCAACGAGAAGUUCGAUUUCCGCAACAACCCCAACAUCACCUUCUUUGUUUACGUCAGCAACUUCACCUGGCCCAUAAAAAUCCAGAUUGCAUUCUCACAGCACAGCAACUUUAUGGACCUGGUGCAGUUCUUUGUGACAUUUUUCAGUUGUUUCCUGUCCUUGCUCCUGGUGGCAGCUGUGGUUUGGAAGAUUAAGCAGAGCUGUUGGGCAUCACGACGGAGAGAGCAACUCCUGCGUGAGAUGCAACAGAUGGCGAGUCGCCCCUUCGCCUCCAUCAACGUUGCCUUAGAAACAGAUGAAGAGCCACCAGAUCUCAUCGGGGGGAGCAUAAAGACGGUACCAAAGCCCAUCGCGCUGGAGCCCUGCUUUGGGAACAAAGCAGCCGUUCUCUCCGUCUUCGUGAGGUUGCCUCGAGGACUUGGGGGAAUUCCACCACCAGGACAGUCAGGUCUCGCUGUGGCCAGUGCUCUGGUGGACAUUUCACAACAGAUGCCAAUUGCCUACAAAGAGAAAUCGGGCGCCGUCCGAAAUCGGAAACAGCAGCCCCCUGCACAGCCAGGAACCUGUAUUUGAUGCAUGGACAUCACAAACUCUCUAGGGUUUUAAACAAAAUGGAAAAGGAAUACCGAGGAGGAGGAGGUGGAGGAGGAGGAGGAAGAUUUCCAAGUUGUGUCCCAAGAGACUCGAAGCACUCGGAAAAAAAAAACAAACAAAACAAAAACGAAACCACACCUUCCUUGAUCCCGACUUUUUUCUCUCUCAUCUCCGUGCUCUAGUUGGCUUUAUUUGACAACUGCUCCACUUAAGUUUUACUGACAACGUGGCUUCAGGUUGCUCCUUUUUUUUUUGUUUUCCUUCAAGUUCUAAGUAAAAAUAAUUUUAUUGCAGGGGGUCGGUGCCACCGGUCCCUGCUGGGUGUAAAUAGAACAGUAGUCCAAUAUGAAUGACACUCAGGUUUCUACAUGGAAAGUGCUUUGUAGUUCAUGUAUUUAUCAAACUGUACAAAAGAGAAAAAAAAAAAAAGAUCCAGUGUUUACAGGUGUCAGCUCUCAACACAUAAACACUACUAUUAAUCUUCAAAGCAUCUCCUCAUCCUUUGUUUUCAUUUAGUGUUUAAUUCCUCCCUUCAUUACUCAUUUUCAGUGGAACUCUCUUCCAGGCACAGCCUUUUUUGUUUGUUUGUUUGUUUGUUUAUUUGUUUGAUUUUUUUAAGUCAUCACGGUCCAGGAAUGCAAAAGCUGGGAUGGUUUGAAGGUUGAUGUCGUUGAACUGCGUGAAAUAACUGGAAAAAGUCGGAUGUUGCUUUGGAAGGACUCGGUGUUUACACAGUCUUAACCUGCUUGGAGUCCACCACACACAAGUGCCUAGACUUGAACAGAUCUAGGGAGUGAGGAGACUGCUCCACAUGCUUUUGAACACCAUUAAAUUCCUUUGAAAUAUCUGUACACUCAACAUGCAGAGUUGCCCGAGGCAAUCUGUGUUCUCUAUCCCAGGAAAAUGGCAUUUUCCUGGCUGACCAGCCGCUCACCCGGGUGGAAAUACCUGGAGGGCAAGUAGAGUUUCGGCGUCUCACGAGCAAACUCCUGGUUCCACCAGCGUUUUCCCAGCAGCAGUUUGUGUUCCAGGUCAGGUCCAUCAGAUUCCUCCUGAUUUUGGCCUCUUUCCUCCUCCUCCUCCCCUUUCCCUCCUCCCUGGGUGAGAGCUGAGCCGGGAGCUGUCGCUCCUGGGUGGUUACAGGGUUUGCUCCACCUCCUGCGGGGUGUAAAAACCAACCCUCCACAUCCCAGAGCGCUCGAGGAUGAAUUAAAAAAAAGAACUUUAAACGAAACCCAAACAGAGCAGCUUGGUUUGGCCACAGGUUUGAGACCUGCUGGUGUUUGAGCUCUGGUGGAUGUCGAAGAAGUGGCUGGUUGGGGAAGGGGUUUUGCAAACCCCAGCAGAGAGAAGGUUUGGCUUUUUUGGGGAGGCAUCAAACAAUCUGAACUGCUCUGGUGAGUCAGGGUUGUGUUUGGAGGCUCAAGGCUGGGCUUGAUGAGUUGAGGUUGCGUUUGGAGGCUCAAGGUUGGGCUCAGGGUUGGGCUUAACCCUUCUGCCUGUGCGUGGUGGUGGUGCCCAGUGUUUCCUUGGAGCCUGGAAUGUGGCACAGCCAGGGCCUCAGGACGUGGUGGUGUUUUGGAGCUGGUGGGAAGGUCUUAGUGAAGGUGCCAAACUGUGUAAUUAUGGCUCAGGCACAGUAAUUUUGGGUCCAGUCACUGGAUUGUGUGGAGAACAUCUAAUAUUUAUUAAACACCCGGGAAUUGCUCUUGGAUCUUCUGGUCAGGUGGCACUUUCCAAACUGAAACCCAAAGCACUGCAUCUUUUUUUUUAAUGCACAUUUUGGUGGUCAGUCACAUCAACCACUCAUUUUUUGGGCUGUUUUCCUUUUUUUUUCUAGCCAUGUAUUUUGAAGAGGCUUUUCAGAGCGUGGCAGCGUCACAGCAGAGAUGUGGAGUUGCUGGCAGAGGUGAUGGGAACAGCCUGGUUGGUGGUCUGGGGGACCCUGGUGGGUGAUAAUUCCGAAUUAAUGUGUCAUUUAACAAGUGCAGUGGGACUGCAAAAGGGUGUUGGGGCUGGAGAAAAACAUUAGGGAAAAAAAGUGCAUUUUAUAUAUAAAUAUAUAUAAAUAUAUAUAUAAAUAUAUAUAAAUGCAUCUGUUUCUAAACCAGAAGUUUAAAUGCCCUCUGGGAAAAAGGAAUUCUGGGUGGAAAAGGGGUGAGUUUUGUGUUUUAGGAUGAAGGGAUUUAGGUAGUUUUAAGUUUUACCUGAUGCACAGAUUACCUCAGACAGAUUCAUCUCCUUCCUAACUUGCUCUGUGAUAGGACUGACCUGAACUGGAGAAAUAAGACUGGACUAAAAUCCCCCCCAUUAUUCCAUGUUUUCAUCCUUAUGUUUGGAAAUGUCUUCUUCUUGCUCUUACUCUUUUUUUUUGGGGAGGAAAACUGCCACCUCACGUGGAGAAAACCCUUAGGCUUGAGUCUCCCUAGUCAGGACAGAGCUUAAGGAGGGGCUUAAAUUUCUUGCUGAGAUUAUUCCUGAGCAGAAACAGCUCCAAGAACUGGAGGCCCUGGAGGGGUGAUAGAUUUUUUUUUUUACGUUCAUAAAAAGACAUAAAUAUUGAUUUUGGGUGAUUGUCAGGUCUCCAGAGCCAUGAAACAAGGUGUCAGAUUUUGGGCAACAAGAACAAAAAUGAUCAAAGUUUUGAGGUUUAGCAGAACAAAAAAAAAAUUCAGUAGAGGGACAAGAGUUAGUGAUAUAAAUAGCAGGGUUAUUUGUAUAAAUAAAAGCUCCUUUAGGAUGUAGCUCUGCUCUGCAUCUGAUCUCCAAACCGAUGAGGGACAAGAGAACUCAUACAAGAGCUCUGCUGCAGUUUCAUCCCAACUUGAAGGUAAAACAGGGAAAAAAGUGGGAAAAAAUGGGAAUUUCUAGUGUUUUAUCACCAGGCCAAUCACCAGGAUUUAUGGGAAUAUUUCCUUUGGAGGUGAAGUGGGGAGGGGAAAGAACAACCUGAUUUCCUGGGCGAAUCUGUAAAUAAAUGACAAACAACACCCGGAUUUUGCACUUGGACAUAAAAUCUCCAGCAACUUGCAGGACGUGGAGGGAUUUAAAAUGUGCAUAAACCAGAAAAAAAACCUCCAUUGAAUGUAUUUUUGAUGCUUUUUAAGUGCUGUCUGAGUUUUGUCUUAAGAACUCCUUCGGCUGAUCAGCGUUAGGUGACUUUCCAGAGCUUGAAACAUCAGAUUAUAGCUCGUGGUAUCUCACCAAGCAGGGAAGCAUAACUUGAUUUUUUGUGUUCAAAUGCAUUUCACUUCAGUGUAGAAACCAAGGGAAAGAACAGCUUUUCCCAUUGAAAAAGGAGGGAAAACCCAACACUUGGGAGACAAGGAAUAAACGUCCUUAAAUUUAGUCACCACGUGGAGGAUUAAGGCAGCAGUUGAAGCCUCUGUUAUUAAGAUUGUGGCAGUGAUUCCCAUCCAAAAAUCACUAUUUUCCAUCCAAAAUCACUGUUUUCAGGUGUUUAGAACUUGCUGAAAUUCAGCAUUUGAUGUCUCAACCCUCAGAACUUUUCAAUUCUUUGAGAGGAGCCUUUUUAAAGAAAAGAAAAAAAAAAGAAGAAUAAAAGGUCAGAAGUGUUUUAGCCCUUUUAUUCUGCUGGGUCUCCAAAUAACAAAAAAACCCCACACUUGUUUUUCUUUUUAAUUCCCCGUUUUCCAUGGGUUUUAGCCCGGAAUUUUCUCUGGGCUGUCACAGCCUGACCCCACCAGGCUCUGGGUGGAUAUUUUGGGUACAAGAAGGUUUGUGAGACACAACUUUGGAGUUGUUGUCGCUCUCCCUGGGCUUAAAAAGCGCUGGGUUGAAGUUGCCAAAAUAAAGCUGUUGACCAGAAAUCAUGGCAUGGAGUGUCCCAAAAUUCAGUGGGAUGGUGCCAUUAACACGUGGCAGCUCCUUUGGCUGCUUCCUUAGGGAUAGUUUAAGUCCCAAAUAUUGCUCAGAAACAUCAUUUCUCCGUGGUAAAUGUUCCCAAGGUGCAGGGUCAGCGGGAUCAUGGAAUGGUUUUCAGUGGAAGCUCAGCUUGUCCCGCCCUAAAUAAGCUGAAUUUUGGGGCUGAAACCGAAUUUAGGCUUUUCCCACGACCUGCUGGAAUUCCAGGGCCGCAGAGCCGAGGCCGACUCUCCAUCCAGGUGUUUUCCAGCUGCUUUGCCUUUCCCACAAGCCCCUGAGUUAGGGCAUCAGCUGCAUCCCAGGAGCCUUUUCCCUGGAAACAGGGCCUCACUGGUGAGGCAGCAAAGAGUGGACUCUGCAUUCCCGGAGCGACUCCCAACCUCAUCCACCCGCUCCCAGCCAGCAGUGGAUGCCUCUGCUUCUCCCAUUUUAUCCAUUUGGGAAUGCCACAGGGAAGGGGAGGGCUGAGCUGCAGGAGCAGGUGGGAGAGGGAAUUGUGAGGGGUUUAUUGGGAAGAUCCUCAGGAGCUGUGGGAGGAAGGGGGGGGUCUCUGUCUUAUUUUUGGGCGUGUUCUUGGCAAUUUUUGGUCGAAUUCCCGCUUUUCCCGUCGGGAGCUGCUGAAACGAGCUGGGUUUGCCACGCCAGGACUACGACAAUGUGUGCAUAUGCUGGUUUUUUGCUGCAUCAGGGCAGGUUUUAUUCAGUUUAUUCCCUUUGUUCCCACACUACCCCCGGGCCGUUGGUGUGCGUCUUCCAGGUACCACAAUUCCUUGGCCGUUCCCUCUCUCCGUUUGUCACCGAUUCCACAAACCCUCAUCAAGGAGAAAGAAGGAAAAAAAAAAAACAACAAAUAAAUAAAAAAAUCACGAUUGUGGAGGAGCGUUAACAUACGUCAGUCCAUUUUUUUUACAAAAAAAUUAAAAAAAAAAAAGAGAAAAAAAGAGAAAAUAAAAAUAAGAGUUUUAUAUUACUCCGAAAUUUGUGCACAAUAAAUGUUCUUUCAGACCCUCGAAUUAAUUGCAUUCUGGAUUUUCUUUUUUUUUUUUCCCCCUCCCUCUUUGUCCUGUAAUUAUUUACGAUUCUUCUGUGUGUUCAGACUCGGGCUUAGUUUGUUAAUAUGUAUAAUUUAGCAUUUCUUGCAUUCAUAUGUAAAUAGGAGCAAGUAUUGUAAACUAUUUCAUUGCUGGGGUCGUGGGUGUUAUACAUACACACAUUUAGGACUGCAGUUUUUUGGUAUAAUUUUUUUGUAUUGUAAAAUAACAGCUAAUUUAAAAGCCGGAACGAGGAAAAUCUUGGGAGGUCUGUGCAUUUUAAAUACAAAUGUGAAGUACCUGUAUAUAAAUAAAAGUAAAUAAUGCAAAAUCUUUCCUCUGAAAUAAAAAGUAGAUGAUCUGGUUAA
Messenger RNA from Pseudopipra pipra, 9496 nucleotides. RefSeq names its product attractin (gene ATRN). The transcript is spliced from 29 exons. Gene Ontology annotation, cellular component: Golgi apparatus. Lineage: Eukaryota; Metazoa; Chordata; Aves; Passeriformes; Pipridae. Bases 16 to 4191 code for a protein of 1391 amino acids. The record is from RefSeq and is a predicted model, not a curated record. Gene Ontology annotation, molecular function: protein binding.